Myiozetetes cayanensis is the source of this 471-nucleotide messenger RNA. RefSeq names its product 14 kDa phosphohistidine phosphatase-like. Gene Ontology annotation, biological process: peptidyl-histidine dephosphorylation. Lineage: Eukaryota; Metazoa; Chordata; Aves; Passeriformes; Tyrannidae. The transcript has 3 exons. Gene Ontology annotation, molecular function: protein histidine phosphatase activity. Gene Ontology annotation, cellular component: cytosol. Bases 24 to 371 code for a protein of 115 amino acids. The record is from RefSeq and is a predicted model, not a curated record.
CCCGCCCGCAGCCCCGCCCCGCCAUGGCGGCCGUGCGGGACGUGGAGAUCGACCCCGAGGGCACCUUCAAGUACAUCCUGGUGCGGCUGCAGCGCCCGGGCGGCGGGGACCAGCGGGACAUCGUCCGCGGCACCGGGGCGGCCGAGUUCCACAAUCAUAUAUUUGAAAAAGUGAAUCCUGAGAUGGAAAAGCUGGGAUAUGAGUGCAAGUGCCUUGGAGGAGGGAAAAUUGAUCACAAUAGCAAGGACAAGAAAAUCAGGGUAUUUGGGCUCUCUACAGGCUAUGGGAAAGCAGAUCACUCAGUAACUGUAGAGAUACUGAAGAAAGUCUAUACAGACUAUGAAAUUACAUGGUCAGAUGACAAGAAAUAAACUGUGAACACAAUCAGCAGUUCCAAGUGGGUAACUGUGAGCUGUACUUUGAUUAUAAAUAAAAGUUCAAUGUGUCUAUGUAUGUAGGCAUAAAUCUGGA